Molecule: messenger RNA, 915 nt
Organism: Talaromyces stipitatus ATCC 10500
Lineage: Eukaryota; Fungi; Ascomycota; Eurotiomycetes; Eurotiales; Trichocomaceae
Product: DUF1445 domain protein
Exons: 2
Coding region: 1-915 (304 amino acids)
Biological process (GO): glutamate metabolic process
Molecular function (GO): D-glutamate cyclase activity
Source: RefSeq, a predicted model, not a curated record
AUGCACCGCUCCGAAAUCGAGAACCUCCCCACGACCCCAGCACACAAGGCCCGCCUCCUCAGCCGACACAACCUCGUCGAAACCACCUCAGGCCUAGCAGGCGACUACAUCCAAGCCAACCUCAUCGUCCUCCGCGCCGAGUAUGCAGAUGACUUUCGCAUGCUCUGCGCUCGCAAUCCUGUCCCCUGUCCAAUUCUAGGCGCGACGCCAAUCGGAGAUCCGCAUCGAAUCAUGCCCACCAUCCCGGGGGUAACCCUGGUCGAUGAGAAUGAUUUCGACAUUCGAACUGAUAUCCCAUCAUACCAUACCUUCCGCACCGUCGACUGCUCCAAGAACGGGGGAAAGAAGAAGAAAGUGCUAAUCGAAACAAAACCCACCCUCCUCUCCGACUGGACAACCGAACACAUCGCCUUCCUAAUCGGCUGCUCCUUCUCCUUCGAACAAGCCCUGACCCAACAAGGUCUCAAAAUCUGCCAUCAAGUACAGAACAAGACGGUCGCAAUGUAUCGAUCCUCCAUCCCGUUACUGCCAGCGGGGAUAUUUCAUGGAAGUAGUUUUGUGGUUAGUAUGCGUCUUUACCGACCUGAGCAACUGGAGGAGGUUAGGAAUGUGACCAGGCCGUAUUUGGCGACUCAUGGGGAACCGAUUGCUUGGGGGUGGGAGGGGGCGAGGAGUAUUGGGGUAGAUGAUGUUGGCAAAGUGGAUUAUGGGGAUGUGCAGGUUGUGAGGGAUGGGGAGAUUCCUGUCUUUUGGGGCUGCGGAGUAACACCGCAAUUCGCCGUUGAAAAAGCUCUUGAGCGAAAUGCCAUCUCAGGCACAGUCAUGUCACAUAAACCAGGCCAGAUGUUGGUGACGGAUUGGAAGAUAACUGAUUUUCUGGAACAGACGAGGAAGCAGUUGGAUUUAAACGGGUAA